AUGCUCUCCUUCCUUCCUUCCUUCCUUCCUUCAUUACAACCCCCUUCUUUCUUUCCGCCUUCCUUUCUUCUGCUCUCCUUUCUCCUUUUCACUGUUCCUCCUUUCAUUUCUUCCUUCCUUCCCCUGUCGUUCCUUCCGCCAUCUUUCCUUCCUCUUUUUCCUUUCUUUUUCUUUUCUUCCUUUCACUUUACUUUCUCCUUUCAACUCUUCUUUCUUUCCCUCCUUCUCUCCGGUUUCUUUCCUUCCGCUUUCUUUCUUUUUCCCUUUUUUCAUUCCGCUUUCUUUCCACCUUUCCACACUUCCUUCCUUCCUUCCUUCCUUCCUUCCUUCCUUCCUUCCUUCCUUCCGCUUUCUUACCUUUUCCUACCUUCUGUUUCCCUAACUUCAUACCCAUUUUUCUUUCUUAACAUUUUUCCUUCUUUCGUUCCUCACUUUCCCCUUCUUUCUUUCUGCUAUCUUUCCUCCUUUUUUCAUUUCUUUUUCCUUCCUUCUUUCCCUCCUCCACCUUCCACUCUUUUUUCCUUCCUUCCUUUCCCCUUCUUUUCUUCUGCUAUCUUUCCUUCCUUUUUCUUUCUUUCUUUUUCUUCCUUCUUUCCUUCCUCCGCCUUUUUUCCCCUUCCACUCUUUUUUAUUUCCUUCCUCCCUUUCCCCUUGUUUUCUUCUGCUAUCUUUCCUUCUUUUUCUUUCUUUCCUUUUUCUUCCUUCUUUCCUUCCUCCGCCUUCUUCCCUUUCCCCUUGUUUUCUUCUGCUAUCUUUCCUUCCUAUUUCUUUCUUUCCUUUUUCCUUCCUUCAUCUCACUUUCUCUCUUCCCCUCUUUCUUUUUGCCUUUCUCCCUUUCCCCUUCUUUUCUUCAGUUAUCUUUCCUUCCUUUUUCUUUCUUUCCCUUUUCCAUCCUUCUUUCCUUCCUGCCUCUUUUUCCCUUCCACUCUUCCUUCCUUCCUUCCUUCCUUUCCCCUUCUUUUCUCUUGCUAUCUUUCCUUCUUUUUUCUUUUCUUUCUCCUUCCGUCUUUCCUUCCUUCCCCUUCCUCCCUUCCACUCUUUCUUCUUUCUUUCCUUCCUCCCUUUUCCCGUUAUUUUCUUCUGCUAUCUUUCCUUAUUUUUUCUUUCUUUUUUUUCCUUCCUUCUUUCUUUCCUCCCUCCUUCUUCCCUUCCACUCUUUCUUCUUUCCUCCCUCCCUUUUUUUUUUGCUUUUUUUCCUUUCUUUUUCUUUGCUUUCUUUCCCUUCCUACUUUCUUUCCUCCCCCUUCCUCUCUCCCACUCUUCCUUCUUUCCUUCCUUCUUUCCCCUAAUUUCCUUGUGCUUUCUCCAAUAUAUAUUUCUUUCUUUUUCGCUUAUUUUUUCUCCUCGUUCUUCACACCCGCCAUCUUCCUUCGGUUUUCUCACCCGCCAUCUUAUCUUUCCGAGCUACUUUAUUUCUCGCCUCCCGAUCCUCGUCUGCCCUCUGACCAAGUAGCCAAAGACCUAAUUAAACACACACUGAUUUUGAAUAUCUCUCUCUCCCUCCCUCUCUCCCCCUCUCCCCCAUAUCUCUCCCCCUCUCUCUCCCAUCCUUCUCUCUCCCUCUCUCUCCAUCCCUCUCCCUCUAUCUCCCUCUCUCUCUCCCCCUCCCCCUCACUCUCCCCUCACUCUCUCCCUCUCUCUCUCCCUCCUUCCCAUUGCUUGUCCCUUCUCUCUCUCCCCUUCCUCUCUCUCCCUCUCUCCCCCCUCUCCCCUCCUUCUCUCUCCUUCCUCUCCCCCCUCUCUCCCUUCCCUCCCCUCUCUCCCCCAUCUCCCCCUCCCCCUCUCUCCCCUCUCUCAAUAAAUAUGCAACUCGGAAAAGGAUUCAGGCGGCAUGGAAUUAGCGUUAGUCACAUUCGUUUAAUUUAG
Acanthosepion pharaonis is the source of this 1866-nucleotide messenger RNA. The record is from the annotation of a GenBank genome assembly. Lineage: Eukaryota; Metazoa; Mollusca; Cephalopoda; Sepiida; Sepiidae.